UUUGCAGGUUGUAGAGAGACUGUAGCAGCAGUACUGUUUCAUAAAUGUGCAUAACUCAAGAAAUAGAAAGUGACAAAAAGGUUUGCUUUGGGGGUAAAGUAAGAAUCUUUCAGUUUCUUUCAUUAUAGUUUAAGGUUAAGAAUCAUCUUUUCCUUCUUCCUCUCCUUCUCAGUUUUUUUUCUUUGGGACAUCACCUUUAAACAAAGGUUAAGAAUCUUUUCUUGGGUUGAAAAUGGCGUGCCUGGACAACAAGUAUUGCAUUCUUUUUGUCACCCCUUUUGCAUUACGAAAGAUUGAGACCUCCUCACUUGCUUUCUACAAAUGGAAAACACUUUCUUGGAUGAUUUUCCCGCUUGUCAUAUGGGUUUCACUUCUUUUUUCCUAUGGUUCCUCCUCAUCUUCUCUGCAUCGUCUUCUCAAGUGCAUUCAUUUACAGGGACUUAUGGAGUAAACUAUGGGAGGAUAGCAAACGAUUUACUGUCUCCAGAAAGUGUGGUGACACUUCUAAAGGCCGCGAAGAUAAAGAACAUUAGAAUCUAUGAUGUUGAUCAAGAAGUUCUCAAGGCGUUUAAUCGAUCUGGUAUAGAAAUUAUUGUUGGACUUGGCAAUGAGUAUCUAAAAGAAAUUAGUAUAGGGGAAGAUCGUGCCAUGAAUUGGAUAAAAGCAAAUGUGGAUCCAUUCCUUCCUGGAACACGAAUUCGUGGAAUUGCUGUUGGAAAUGAGAUAUUGGGUGGCACUGACAUGGAGCUCUGGGAGGCUUUACUUCCCGCUGCAAACAAUGUUUAUCUUGCGCUCUCUAGGCUGGGUUUGUCACGCACCAUUGAAGUCUCAAGUCCACAUUCUGAGGCCGUAUUUGCUAAUUCAUACCCACCAUCUGCGUGCGUUUUCAGAGAAGAUGUUCUUCAAUUCAUGAAGCCACUUUUGGAUUUUUUUUGGAAGAUCGGUUCUCCUUUUUACAUAAAUGCGUAUCCAUUUCUUGCUUACAAGAAUGAUCCCGGGCAUAUUGACAUUAACUAUGCUCUUUUCAAGAAAAGUCCUGGAAUUUAUGAUGCCAAGACUAAGCUACACUAUGAUAACAUGUUUGAGGCUAUGGUUGAUGCAGCUUAUGCUGCUCUGGAAAAGGUUGGAUAUGAUAAGAUGGAAGUCAUAGUUUCUGAAACUGGUUGGGCAUCUAAGGGUGAUCAAGAUGAAGCAGGUGCGACGGUGAAGAAUGCAAGGACUUACAAUUAUAAUUUGCGUAAACGGCUACUAAAAAAGAAGGGAACCCCAUAUAGGCCAAAGAUUCCUGUGAAGGCUUAUGUUUUUGCAUUGUUCAAUGAAAAUUUGAAGCCUGGACCAACAUCUGAGAGAAACUUUGGAUUGUUUAAACCUGACGGAAGCAUCUCUUAUAAUAUUGGAUUCACUGGACUCGUACCUUCAGCCGCAGCCCCCUCACAGCUUUCUUUUAAGGAUAUUGCAACUCACGGAUGGUUUAGAUCGUCAUAUUUGUCAGCCUUAAUGACUUGUGCGCUGCUUUUGCUUCAUAUUCUAUUGAUGUAAUUGUGGACUAAAGGUUGAGCGUGCUCUCUCCCGUGUUGGAUUUCAUCAUUAACCAACUCUAAGAAACACUUUAGUUUCUUAGGCCCGCACACAUUGUUGUAACCUUUUAACUGAUAAAAACCGCAUUGAAUUUUCAUUCUUUGUACUAACAGCUGUUCUUUGAAUGAUAAUGAAGUUCCUUAAAACAU
Rubroshorea leprosula is the source of this 1727-nucleotide messenger RNA. The record is from the annotation of a GenBank genome assembly. NCBI's taxonomy places the organism in Eukaryota, Viridiplantae, Streptophyta, Magnoliopsida, Malvales, Dipterocarpaceae.